GCACAAAUAUGGGAGCAAGAACUGCACUAGGAGUAGGAAAUUUCCUUAGGAAGUUUGCUAACGUUAGAUUAGGCAAUACUCAUUGUGUCAUUAGUGUCCAAGGAAAAAAGAAUUAUGGAACAACAUCAGGAGAACAGAAGGAAUAUGCUUAUGAGAUGGCGUGUUCUAAUAUACGAUAUGGAGAAGGUGUCACCAGAGAAGUUGGAUUGGAUUGUAAAAAUCUGGGUGGAAAGAACAUUUGUGUUAUGACAGACAAGAACUUGGUUAAGUUAGAGUCAGUGAAAGUGGUCUGUGAAGCUUUGGAGGAUGUUGGUCUGAAGUACAGUGUGUAUGAUAAAUGUAGAGUGGAGCCAUCAGAUAAAAGUUUCAAAGAUGCCAUUGAUUUUGCCACCAAGGGUAAUUUUGACCUGUUUGUGGCAGUGGGAGGUGGCUCUGUGAUGGACACAUGCAAAGCUGCCAAUCUUUACUCCUCUAACCCAAAGGCAGAGUUUCUAGACUAUGUUAACGCCCCUAUAGGGAAGGGCCUGCCUGUCACUCAUAAAGUCAAACCACUAAUUGCUGUGACAACAACAGCGGGAACAGGGAGUGAGACCACAGGGACAGCUGUGUUUGACUUUUCUGAUAUGAAAGCAAAAACAGGUAUUUCAAACAGAGAAAUUCGCCCCACACUUGGUAUAGUUGACCCUUUACAUCUCAGAACCAUGCCAGAGAGGGUGACAGCAUAUAGUGGAAUUGAUGUUCUAUGCCAUGCUGUAGAAUCCUAUACUGUAUUACCAUACUAUGAGAGAGUCCCUCGUCCAACCAAUCCAAACCUUCGCCCUGCCUACCAGGGUUGUAACCCGAUCAGUGACAUUUGGUCCAGACAUGCCCUACAGAUAACGAACAAGUAUAUCAAGAGGGCGGUGUAUGAUGCCGGUGAUAUGGAGGCUAGAUCCAUCAUGCAUCUGGCCAGUUGUUAUGCAGGAAUUGGAUUUGGAAAUGCUGGAAUUCACAUGUGUCAUGCAAUGUCUUACCCAAUCUCUGGUCUUGUUAAAUCCUAUAUGUCUAAAGGUUAUGAUGAUGACCAUCCAAUGGUGCCACAUGGUCUCUCAGUCAUAAUAACAGCACCAGCUGUGUUUGAGUUCACGGCCUCAGCCUGUCCAGAGCGCCACCUAGAGGCAGCACAAUAUCUAGGUGUGGAUAUAACAAACAAGAGGAAGGAGGAUGCUGGCCCUGUUCUCGCUGACCGACUGAGACAGAUCAUGCAGGACCUGGAGAUGCCAGAUGGACUGUCUAGUCUGGGAUACACAAAGGAUGACAUUCCUAACCUAGUCAAAGGAACAAUGCCUCAGCAUCGACUGACAAAGCUGUCCCCCCGACCUGUAACAGAGGAGAUAGUAACAGGGCUGUUGGAGAAAUCCAUGAAAAACUACUGAGUGGUAGUGCACUUCAAAAGCACUGCAAACUUUUGAUACUGAAUGACAGGGGCGGGAAAAUGUCAGGGUAAUGGAAGUCUAGUGCUGUGACCAUUUAUAAUAUGUGAUUCCAGAGGACCAAUCAUGCUUCAAAAAUGAUACCCAUGAUUAAUUGAUACAUGUAUAUAGAAAAAUGACUUGAUAAAAGUGUGAAGAUUUAGAGAGGAAAUAAUUUGUGAUUUCAGCUAUGCAGACUGUGCUUCCAUUUUCAGUAACCUUUAUAAUGAUCUGUUUUAAUGCAUGCUGGAAUUUUUAUGGAGAUUUAUGAUCUUAUACCAAUAUAUUUUUAUGAUAGAUUGAGCUACCUAUUAGGGAGAGAAGCAUGAAUAGAUGCUUUCAUAAUUGUGCUUGUGUAGAUUAUAUUUUUGUAUUGGAUACUUACUAGUUUUUAACAUAUUACAUGUAUAGGCAUUAUGCAUUGGUUGUAAUUUACAAUUUACCUCUGCAGAUCCUCUUUGCAUUUAAGAUUGAUAGAGGCAAUUGAAUUGUAAAUCAUUCUUCAAAACUUUUUUUUUUUAAAUGUUGAUUGACGUCUAACGUGUUAGAGAAACGAAGUAACAAAAUAUUCAUGUAGGAGUGAAACAGAGUGCAGUAAAGGGAGGAAGACAAUUUCUUUAAAAUUUUUAUAUUACAUAUAUAUUGAUUUAGAUGAAUGAUCAUGCAAUUCUGAACCUACCUGGUAAUUGUUGGUAUGUGGCAUUAAGAUACAUGUAAAUUAACACUUUUUCUUCAAGUAGUGGCUGCUUUAAUGUUCACUGAUACUCUGAUAAGAGAUCUAAAUAAGAUAGAUUUCUAUUAUUCCUUUAUAAAUUUGACAAGUUGAAGUGGUAUUUUUUUGUCCAAGUUUCCCCCACAAGCUAAGCUAUAAUUGUUUGUAUUUCACUUUUAAAAUACUUUUGGGGGGGGGGGGGGGUCAUAAGAGUGACAGCAAAAUUUUAUUUGAGAGAGCAGAGGAUGCAUGAACCUUAAAGUCAUGACCUUGGUGUUGGUUGUAUUUUAUGAAUGCCAAUCUGUAUUAUAAUGUGGUAGAAAUAAUCAGGAUUAUAUAUUUUUUCAGUAUGUAUGUACAUAUAGGGAAAUAGAUCUGUUGAUUGGAGAUAUUUUAGGGAUCUGUAGACAAAAGAAGUGAACAAAUCUUGGGUGGUCAAAGCAAUUUGUGAUUUUUCUAGUCUGUAUUUUACAUGAACAGCUGUUUACAUGAUAAAAUUGAUUAUAAUUUUU
Saccostrea echinata is the source of this 2675-nucleotide messenger RNA. RefSeq names its product hydroxyacid-oxoacid transhydrogenase, mitochondrial-like. Gene Ontology annotation, cellular component: mitochondrion. The transcript is spliced from 14 exons. The record is from RefSeq and is a predicted model, not a curated record. The coding region runs from base 9 to 1415 and encodes 468 amino acids. Lineage: Eukaryota; Metazoa; Mollusca; Bivalvia; Ostreida; Ostreidae. Gene Ontology annotation, molecular function: alcohol dehydrogenase (NAD+) activity; metal ion binding.